Messenger RNA from Gigantopelta aegis, 1139 nucleotides. RefSeq lists its product as uncharacterized. NCBI's taxonomy places the organism in Eukaryota, Metazoa, Mollusca, Gastropoda, Neomphalida, Peltospiridae. The transcript has 3 exons. The record is from RefSeq and is a predicted model, not a curated record. The annotation marks the transcript as partial.
AAGAUAGUUUCAUUGGUGAAAACCAACCAAAGAAAGAAGAUAGUUUCACUGAUGAAAACCAACCCAAAAAAGAAGAUAGUUUCAUUGGUGAAAACCAACCAAAGAAAGAAGAUAGUUUCACUGGUGAAAACCAACCAAAGAAAGAAGAUAGUUUCACUGGUGAAAACCAACCAAAGAAAGAAGAUAGUUUCACUGGUGAAAACCAACCAAAGAAAGAUGAUAGUUUCACUGGUAAAAAUCGAUACAAUGAAAAAGAUAGUUUCACUGGUCAAAACAGACUCAAACUAGAGAAAUUUGUUGAUACUGGUCAAGACAAACCUGAGCAAGAGAAUUUUACAAAUACUGAUGAAGGCAAAUGCAGAAAAGAAAGUUUUAAUGGUGGUAAACAAGUAUUCACUGAAAAAGGUUUAAGUGAUACUUGUGACAUAAAACUUAAUAAAGAACAGAUCAAACUUUUUGAAAGUCCCAACAUGAAGAGUUUUUUCAUUAGAGAAAUGAUGGCACAUGAAUAUGAUCUAAUAUUUAAUAAAAACGAUCCAUCAAUUGAAAUUGAUGGAAUGUCUCAACAUGGUCAUGAAUCAGAUUCUGUCAUCAAAAAUCAGAAAAUGGCUGUUUGGUAUUCACCAAAUGGUGUCUGUGUUGUUUAUGUGAAGGGAGAUAUGUGGAAGAUGAAAGCUGAUGUGCUACUUUGUCCAGUCCAUGAUGCAACACAGAACCUUCAGGAACUCAUUCCAGCUGACUUUUUAAAAGGUGAAGAAUUUUCACAAUGUCAGAAAUGUGUGAGAAGCUUGGAUAAAAAGACAGUGGAAUUUGUUCAAGUGAAAAACCAGAGAUGCAAGUGUCUUGCAUUUACACUGAUUCCAAGACCACAAAACAAGAAAUGUAAAACUGUCAGCAUUGAUACAAUUAACCAGAUAUUCAAAGAAGUGAUGAACAAAAACUUUACAUCAAUUGCGCUUCCUACUAUUGUUGAUGUCCAGCUUGUCAUACAGUGUGUAAAAGAUCUGCUGUGUACGAAAUCAUCUCAGCAGAUUCUGAAAUAUAUAUAUAUUUUGUUGGAAAAUGACCAUGAAUUGCAAUAUCUGAAAUCUGUGAUGGACAAGAAAUGCAACAAUUGGGACAUGGCAGGUAUUCUUUAA